Drosophila eugracilis is the source of this 4453-nucleotide messenger RNA. It is a transcript of the gene boi, whose product is annotated as interference hedgehog. Gene Ontology annotation, cellular component: axon; plasma membrane. The record is from RefSeq and is a predicted model, not a curated record. The coding region runs from base 217 to 3513 and encodes 1098 amino acids. Lineage: Eukaryota; Metazoa; Arthropoda; Insecta; Diptera; Drosophilidae. The transcript is spliced from 9 exons. Gene Ontology annotation, biological process: axon guidance; cell-cell adhesion. Gene Ontology annotation, molecular function: protein binding.
CGUGCGACAAGGAAAGGAGAUUGACGAGAAGCAGAGAGCAUCGCGUGUAGAGGAUUUAACUGCCCUUCGAAUUUACAGCCAACAGGCGACAGCAGCAGAAUGCAGUUCUAAAGAAGCAACAGAUCCGACUGAACAAGAGACGGGAAUACUGAAAAGAAAGAGACGGAAGGAUUAGCGAGUGACGCCGAGUACAAAAGAUUUGGACCUGCUACAGAGAUGGCUGCAACUAGGCUUGUUUUGGCCAUUUUAUUGGCCAUCAGUAUCUUAACUAUCAAUGCCAACGAUAGUGGUUCCUCUCCAGGAACGUUGGGUAUUCUGUUCGAGAGGUCCCCCGAAUCAGCGGUGGCUCCCAAAGGAGAUGAGGUGGUCUUCGAGUGCGAACUUAAUCUUAAGCCGGAUCGCUUGGAGUGGAGGUUUAAGCGCAGCGGAUCCUUCGAAUCUUAUCAAUAUCUUAGGCCUUCGGCUGGUUACAAUGUGACUAGCGGAAGUGAAGGUCUUGCCUGGAGACUGCGGAUCUAUGUCAGUGCCCAGACGGCGGGAGACUAUCAGUGUGUGGCUUGGUUUGGUCCCGGUGCAUUGGCUUCUACGCCCGCCCGCCUGGCCCUAGUUUCUAUUGCAUUAGAUGGCGGUCAGGGAUCCGUGGGAUCUAGGGGAUCCAUUCGCUGGAGUGUAGCGCCCAAGAACUGCCUGCUCAUCCGUUGUGGCAGCGUUAUAUCAAAUCCACCAGCAAUUUGGAGUUUCUACAGAAACGGCAAGAAGCUGCCACAGUCGGAAUUGCUGCCUGGAGCUGCGGGAGCACUAGUUUUGGAUACAGUAACCGGCAAGGAUGCGGGCAACUACACAUGUGUGGCCACAAAUUCCAUAACAGGAGAUGAACUGAGGCUUCCCCAGGCAAUUGAAUUGAGGGUGGACUACACCGAUAGAACACCACCGUACUUUCUACAACGACCACCCACCGAAUAUUCAGCUCGUCCCGGGGAAACUGUUGUGCUCGAGUGUCCUGGAGUUGGAUCCCCCCGACCCCGAGUUAUUUGGAGUAGUCCCAAUGUGGUGGGCAUCUAUAAUAAUAGGAGCAAAAUCCUGCCAUAUGGAUUGCAGAUCACAGAUCUGAAGCCCGAGGAUCAGGGUUCUUAUAUCUGCAUGUUGGACAAUGGAAUCGCUCCGCCCAUCGACCACACCAUCAAAUUGAGUGUCCUACAACGUCCAACGAUCUUGAGAGGGCCAGCUGCCACGCUGACAAACGAAAGUAAUUCCUUGCUGUUGGACUGCUCAGCCUCGGGGAAUCCCCAGCCGGAUAUUUACUGGCUCAUAAACGGGGAGGAUGCCUCCAAGGAUCCGGAAGCCGUGGUGGACAAUCGGAGCCUACAUCUGCAGCGAGUGCAAAAGAGGCACGCCGGAGUGGUACAGUGCUUCGCGAAGAACAUUCUUGGAGAGACUAGCGAGGCCAACACACUGCGAGUAAAUCCUCUGGAAAUCACCGGCGAGGAUGACGAGCCACUAGGCGGAGUUCCUAUGUGGCCUGCUCAUGAAUCGAACAGUGGAAUGGGAUCCUCGUCGACACCAUCUGGUGGUUCCAAAAACAAGGGCGGGAGGCGGAAGUACAAAGCCCUCAUGGUGCCGCCAUCGAGACCCAAUGUCACCCGAUUGUCAGACGAAUCCGUAAUGCUCCGUUGGAGUGUGCCCCAGAACUCUGGACUUCAGAUUACCUUCUUCAAGGUACAAUAUCGUCGUUUGGGCGACGGAAAAAAUCGGCGGGAAAACUGGCAAACGACUAGCGAUAAUAUUCCUUACGGCAAUAACUAUGCCUCCGGGUCGGGAAAUAAUCAUUGGCGGCAGCGGAACAGGGAUCGAGUAUAUGAGGUGGGCAAUCCGUCCAAAAACUUCACCUCCUCCGUAACAGGAUUGACCGCCGGAAAAUUCUAUCGUUUCCGGAUCGUCGCCGUAUAUUCGAAUAACGAUAACAAGGAGGGAAAUACUUCCAUCAAGUUCUUCCUACAAAAUGGAAGUGCCAAGUCUAAUUUACCAGUGCCAGAACUUCGCGAGGUGGAGACUUUUUCCGAGUCCGCAGUGGUGCUCCAUUGGUCCCUGAUUUCCACGGGACAGAGUGAGGAAAUAGACGGAUAUUAUGCCUACUACAGACCCGCUGACUCGGCGGCGGAAUAUAUGAAGGCCACAGUGGAUGGUGGUAGAAGCAGGAGCUUCAAAAUAGAUCUCCUUCGUCCAGGAACCGCCUAUGAAUUCAAAUUGCAGUCCUUUAAUUCCGAUGCAGCCUCCGAGUUCAGUGAUAUCCUACAAGCAAGGACCAAAAAAGCCAAUGAGCAUACUGCUUCUUCCCCAUCAACUCCAGCGCCUGCCAAUAAAACCGCGGAACAGCAGCACAACUCCAUGUAUCCAGUGAUUGCAGGAGCUGCUGGCGGAGGUAUAUUACUUCUCAUUGCCUCUUUAGUGGUUUGCUUGUGUCUGAAGAGGCGAGAAAACACCCAGCCGGAAGAUGAGAACAAACCGCAAUUGGAGCACAUCCAAGCGGACUUUGUGACUUCCGCCGUCUUGGGAGUGGGUGGACACCACAAAAGUGGGGAUGUGAGGCGCCUGAAUGGAGUAAUACCCCGUAUGAAUAUCACACCUAAUCCGCUGGCUCAGGAAACGGCAUCUGAUAAGAACCGCAACGUGAUGGAGCUGCGCUUCUUGCCUCCGCUGGCGAACGGAAAUGGAAAUGGCAAUGGCAAAUGCAUUGCUCGGGAUCUGGCCCUGGAACAACCGAACGCAGUAGAACAGCAGGAUGAUGACGGGAACGAAGACGACAAGGGAAUGCCGGCGGUUGCCUCGUCCUCCUGCGAAACAUUAGAGGCCUGCGACGAGGCAAUCAAGCUGAAUCUUCACCAGAAGGAUCCGCAAAAGGAGCCGCCGAAUCCGGUGUUGGAGGCGCCCAGCAAGCCACUGCCCCCGCUACCCAAGAAACCAGCUAACAACGCUGGCCAAACCAACUCUGGCCUGCACCAGAAUGGACUGCAUCACGCGCAGCCGUAUCAUCCGCCUGGCACUCCCACUUUGAUGCACAAGCGAUUGGAAUACCACCAACAACCGCCGCCGGUGCCUCCGCACUCAGCCUACUAUCAACAGGCACCAACGCACCAACCGUCGCCAAUGAUGGAGCGCAGUGGAAGGGGACACCAGCAGCCAGGAGGUUACCAUCUGGAGGAAGGCACACCGACGCCAACAAGGAUUCCCUCCUUGAGGAGACAGCGCCGUACAUCAGGCAGUCAGGUGCAUAAUAGCCACAGCAAUCUUAAUCUGAAUUUGAGCCACCACAACAACAACAACCUGCCACCGCACCACCAGCAUCUGCACCACCAUCCCGGCCAUGCGGGCGGUCUGGUGGGCAUACCUAUUGUGCCAGGGAGUCCCAGAGUUCAGAGAUCUCCGAUGCCCAACAGGGCCAUGAUCAAAAGGACGAGACUUGGCAGCCACACUGACAACAUCUCGUCGGGCAGCCUGAACAGUAUUGAGGUGUGAUGGCUUGAAGAAGGAGCAGAACAAGGAGGACCACUAGACUAUGCCACAAGCAAAAACAGUUCCCCGAAAACAGACAGCUUCAACUACGAUUAAGGAGCCUAAACUUGGCGUGUAUUAUUAUGGUUAUUCAUAGACCAGGCCGGCAGAGCAGUUAUAAACACUCGAAUAUUAGUUUUUAAGGCACUCGGUACUGUUUAGUUUUCCAAAGGCCAAUCAAUUUGGCAAAUUAUUUUGGCUAAGAACUAAAAUUAGUCUUUAAAAUUAGAUAAGUGAUUCGGGUUGAAAGUCUGCGCCAUUAUUUUUUUUCUAAAAAAUUAGUUUGUUUGAUAGUUUUGCGCUAGAACCAAAAAUGUUUAUGAAUUCUUAACGAUUUAUAGAGAAAGAGAGAGAUCACAAGCUAAUGCAAUUUAAAGUUUGAUUUCAUUUGAUUUAAUUCAAUUUAAUAAGAACGUUUAGGAGCUUAGUCGUUCAACGCUAAUCCUGCUAGCAAUUACAUUUGAUAUGAAAAAGAGCUGAUAAUUAUUAAUAUUUUACUCUUUCCUUGUCGCUGCCGGCCAGAUAGUCAGUAGGAUUAUUAAUUUUUAUUUUUUUACAUAUAAAUUUAAUUAUAUUGUUCUGUGCAUACCCCAGGGGGCUGAAUUGCAUCUCGACUAAACCAUUUAGCAUAGUGUUAUUUAUUUAUUACAGUGUAAGCGUCAACGACUCGAAUUGAUUAGUUCAAUUAGAUUAAGCACUCUAACUAGCAACCUAACUAACUGUAACUGCAAACCAACUAUCUAGCAUUAAUGCAAUACAUUUCGAAAUGUCACUAAUCACCCGACAUCGUAUAUUAAGCACACAGCCCACGCAAGACAUCCUAAUUUAUUUUUAAGUUAAAAAACUGCAAAGUUUUAAAAGUACAUAUGCGAAUUUUGAAAUUAAAAAAGAAAGUUCUUCAAAA